UUGUGUGUUUUGGGGGGAAGCGGGAGGGAAAAAUGUCUCGCCCUCUCCCUCUGAACCCGCCGUUCCUACCUCCGACUUACGGGGUGCUGAAGUCCCUGCUGGAAAACCCGCUCAAGCUGCCGCUGACCCACGAAGACGCAUUUGGUAAAGAAAAAGACAAAGAAAAGAAGCUAGACGAUGACAGCACCAGCGCCUCAGUCCCACAAUCUGCUUUUUUGGGGCCAACGCUAUGGGACAAGACGCUGCCAUAUGAUGGAGAUACUUUCCAGUUGGAAUACAUGGACCUGGAAGAAUUCCUCUCAGAAAAUGGAAUUCCGCCCAGCCCGGCCCAGCAUGACCACAGUCCACACCAGCCAAAUCUCCAGCAAGCUACCUCAGCAGCACCCUCUGUCAUGGACCUCAGCAACAGGGCCUCUACAUCAGUGCAUCCAGGCAUGGUGUCUCAAAACUGCAUGCAGAGCCCAGUCAGACCAGGUCAGAUCUUGCCAACAAAUCGUAACACGCCAAGUCCCAUAGACCCUGAGACAAUCCAAGUUCCUGUGGGCUAUGAACCUGACCCGGCAGAUCUUGCUCUCUCCAGCAUUCCUGGCCAGGAGAUGUUUGACCCUCGUAAACGCAAGUUCUCUGAGGAAGAGCUCAAGCCACAGCCAAUGAUUAAGAAAGCCCGUAAAGUCUUCAUUCCAGAAGAUCUGAAGCAGGAUGACAAAUACUGGGCAAGACGUAGAAAGAACAAUAUGGCUGCCAAGCGAUCGAGAGAUGCCCGGAGGCUGAAGGAAAACCAGAUUGCCAUCCGCGCCUCUUUCCUGGAGAAAGAGAACUCAGCCCUUCGCCAAGAGGUGGCUGACUUACGGAAAGAGCUGGGCAAAUGCAAGAACGUGCUGGCGAAGUAUGAAGCUCGGCAUGGGCCCAUGUAAAUGGCGGUUCCCCUCUCCUUUCUUUUUUGUUGUGGGUUGGCAUUUUAAUAGAUGGACAAUGUGUUUCCUGUUUGAUAGCACCACACCCAAACCAACCUGUCUGUCAUCAGCACUUUACAAGAAGUAGAAACAAAAUGGACUUACAUUAUUUUUCAUUUGUGUAUGCGUGUGUGUGCACAUCUCAGCACUUCCCGUUUUUAUGAAACCCUCUUCAAAGGGUGACACAUUUUUACCUGGACUAUUGAGAACUGCCAUAGUAAGGUUUUUUUGUUGUUGUUGUUUUUUUCCGGUGCUGCUUCUGAUUAGGAUUGUUAUGUUGUUCCAAACAGUUCCAGCCUCACAACUUACUUACAAAGAUCCCAGAAAAACAAAAAUAAUAAAAGAUAAAUCUCAGUUUUCAAAAGUAACAAGUUAUUGUUAAAUUGUGUCUAAUCAGAAAAAGUAAUGUGCUAAUGAAGUGCACAAACAAUAAUUCAGUGCAACACUACAGAAAUAUUAAUUUAUAAAUUGCUUUUGUUGUAUUUUAAGUUCUGGUGAUAGCUGUCUUCAGAUUUAAAGUGCUAUUAGACUGAGUUAGCUCUGCUCAUUAUAGAGCCCAUUAUGACUUAUCUAUAUCUACUAAGUUUCCUUUUAUUUCCACAAACACCAGAUAGGAGAACUACUAACAGUAUACAGAGUGUGUAUUUUGCACUGUCUGUACCUAAAGCAAUAAUCCUAUUGUGCACUAGCGCAUGCUGCCUGGAUGUUCCUAGUGGACGUAGGAUGAGUCCCCUACCUAGUAAGAGUUUUAAUGUCUUAUAAAUAAAAGACCCAUUGAUAUGAGCAUGCUGAAAGCAUCCCUGGUGUGUGUAAAAAAAGAGAGAGGACAAUUAGUUGAUACAAGAACAAAAUUUAAAAGGCUCAAAUCAGAUUUGAUGUUGAAAUUAAAGGAGGUUUUGGUUUAGUUUUCAUUUCUGCAUUGUUCAGAGUCCCAUUUUGUGAUUAACUAUUCAUUUUUCCACUUUUUGUAAUAUAUUUUCUGAGGAUUAUAUCUUGCUGUUUUAAAUGCAUUUUUAUUUAGUUAGAAGAGUCACUGUUUUGCAAACCCCACUUUUCCAAGCGACAUUAUUUUGAGCAUGUCUUGAACUGAUGGUUCUGAACUUUAUUCUGUUUUCUCUAUCUGCUCUUGAACAUAUGCUCUGUUACAAAGUGGACUUCUGAAAAUGAAUGUAAAAGACACUGGUGAAUUUCAGAAGGCAAUGGUGUUGUCAUAUACUGUGGUUAAUCCAAUCAAUGUAAAUGUUUACUAUAGACCAAAAGAAUAGAUAUUAUAAAAUGUAUAAAGUUUAUACAGAAUAAUUAUAGUAUGGGGUGUUUUGUACAGUAUUUUUCAAAUACCAAUACUGACAGUGUAUUUUGAAAGACAUAUUAUAUAUAGCAAAGAAAAGGAAAGAGCUAUUCCAUGUUUAAAAUAUAUAGGAAAGAUAUAUAUUCACUAAUAUUGUACAGAGAGGAAGUGCUUUGGGGUUUUAGAGGUCGUUAAUAUUUUAAAUGUACCACUGACACAUCAGCAUGUUUUGUGCUUUAAAUUAAAUUUUUUGAAAGUAA
Molecule: messenger RNA, 2501 nt
Organism: Pelodiscus sinensis (Chinese soft-shelled turtle)
Lineage: Eukaryota; Metazoa; Chordata; Testudines; Trionychidae
Gene: HLF
Product: HLF transcription factor, PAR bZIP family member
Biological process (GO): regulation of transcription by RNA polymerase II
Cellular component (GO): nucleus
Molecular function (GO): RNA polymerase II cis-regulatory region sequence-specific DNA binding; DNA-binding transcription factor activity, RNA polymerase II-specific
Source: RefSeq, a predicted model, not a curated record